UCAGCGAGGCGGUUUUCCCAGAUUGGAAGUCCCGAAGAGCCGCCCCACCCCACCAAUCCAACCCCAAUAGUUCCGGGACCGACCAGCAAACCCUAGCUCCACAUUCACCCACUAGCCAUGGCGCCGCCGGCGGCGGAGGGUCCCGGCGACGACGGGCUCCGAAAGUUGGAGUACCUGUCGCUCGUCUCCAAGGUCUGCUCGGAGCUGGAGACGCACAUCGGUGUAGGCGACAAGGUUCUGGCUGAGUUCAUUACCGAGCUCGGCCGCGACGCCCCCUCGGUCGCCGAUUUCGACGCCAAGCUCAAGGCCAACGGCGCCGACCUCCCCGACUACUUCGUCCGCACGCUCCUCACCAUCAUCCACGCCAUCCUCCCGCCGCCCUCCCAUAACCCUAGCUCCGCCGCCUCGCAGUCCAACUCCAAGUACCGCGCGCUCUCGCGCCCGGACGACGCAGAUCGCGCCCGCGAGCUCCGCCUCGAGCUUGAGCGUGAUGCCAAUGCCGCAGCGGCGACCACCCCUGCCCCUUCCAGGGACCGCAGUCGCGAUGACCGCUCUCGGGACCGUGACCAUGACCCCAAGCGUGAUGAACCACGCGGACGGGAUCGUGACCAUGACCGCAGUCGUGACAGAGACCGCGGGCGUGGUGAUCGCAGCCAUAACCGUGACCGUGCACAUGAUGACCGUGGCCAGGAUCGUAACCAUGACCGAGGUCGUGAACAUGAUAAUGGCUGGGACAGGGAUCGAGACCGUCGUCGCGACAGAGUCCGGGAGGGAGAUCGGGAUGGUAAUGGUCGGAGGGAUCAGGACCGCCUCCAGCAAAGGGACAGGGAUACAGGCAAGGCCCAUGGAAGGAGCAGGAGGUAUGUGGAUGAGGAGGAGGGACAGCAGGAAAGGGCUGGAAGAAGGAAGAUGGAGAAUACCAUGACAAAUUCAAGUGGCGAGCCUGAGCUUUACCAGGUGUACCGGGGGAGGGUGACCCGUGUAAUGGACACCGGUUGCUUUGUCAAGCUUGAGGAUGUUCGUGGUGGCUGUGAGGGGCUUGUUCAUGUAUCGCAGAUGGCAAGCAGACGGGUAGCCAAUGCAAAGGAGGUGGUGAAGCGCGAUCAGGAGGUGUUCGUGAAGGUAGUUUCGGUAAAGGGAGAUAAGUUGAGUCUCUCACUGAGAGAUGUGGAUCAGGAUACAGGAAAGGACCUUCUGCCAAUGCAGCGUGGUGUGGAGGAUGCACCAAGGACUAACCCAUCUGUUGGUAGUGCUGCUGCUGCUGGGCCUGGAAGGAGGUUGGGUCUAUCGGGGAUUGUGAUUACAGAGGAGGAUGAGGUUGCACCCAUCUCGCGGCGUCCCCUCAAGCGGAUGAGCUCACCAGAGAGGUGGGAGGCGAAGCAGCUAAUUGCUUCGGGUGUUCUUGAUGUGAGGGAUUACCCACAGUUUGAUGAGGAUGGCGAUGGAAUGUUGUAUCAGGAGGAAGGCGCAGAGGAGGAGUUGGAGAUUGAGCUUAAUGAGGAUGAACCAGAGUUCUUGCAGGGACAGAGCAGAUUCUCAAUUGACAUGUCACCUGUUAAGAUUUUCAAGAAUCCAGAGGGUUCAUUAAGUCGAGCAGCAGCUCUCCAGACUGCUCUCAUCAAGGAGCGCCGUGAGGUUAGAGAACAAGAGCAGAGAGCAAUGCUGGACUCGAUACCCAAGGAUCUGAAUAGGCCAUGGGAGGACCCAAUGCCCGACACAGGCGAGCGACACCUUGCACAGGAGCUUAGAGGUGUUGGUCUAUCAGCUUAUGACAUGCCAGAAUGGAAGAAGGAAGCAUAUGGAAAAGCUUUAACGUUUGGGCAAAGGUCAAAGCUUUCAAUACAAGAUCAGAGGCAAACUCUUCCAAUAUACAAGUUGAAGAAAGAGUUGAUUCAAGCUGUGCAUGAUAAUCAAGUUUUAGUUGUUAUCGGAGAAACUGGCUCUGGAAAGACAACGCAGGUGACACAAUAUUUGGCUGAAGCCGGUUAUACCACAAGGGGUAAAAUUGGUUGUACUCAACCUCGUAGGGUGGCUGCAAUGUCUGUUGCAAAGAGAGUGGCAGAAGAAUUUGGCUGUCGACUGGGAGAAGAAGUUGGUUAUGCCAUUCGCUUUGAGGAUUGCACUGGCCCAGAAACUGUGAUAAAAUACAUGACCGAUGGAAUGCUUCUGCGUGAAAUUUUAGUUGAUGAGAACCUUUCCCAGUAUUCAGUAGUCAUGCUUGAUGAAGCGCAUGAAAGGACCAUCCACACAGAUGUUCUCUUCGGUUUGCUGAAGCAGCUUGUUAAGCGUAGACCUGACAUGAGGCUUAUUGUUACUUCUGCUACCCUUGAUGCUGAAAAGUUCUCUGGGUAUUUCUUCAACUGCAACAUCUUCACAAUUCCGGGAAGAACAUUCCCAGUGGAGAUACUCUACACCAAACAACCAGAAAGUGACUACUUGGAUGCUGCAUUGAUUACCGUGCUGCAGAUCCACUUGACAGAGCCAGAGGGUGAUAUCCUCGUUUUCUUGACUGGUCAAGAGGAGAUUGAUCAUGCCUGUCAAUGUUUAUAUGAGAGGAUGAAAGGGCUGGGAAAGGAUGUUCCUGAGCUCAUAAUUUUGCCUGUGUAUAGCGCUCUGCCUAGUGAAAUGCAGUCAAAGAUCUUUGAGCCAGCUCCACCUGGGAAGAGGAAGGUGGUCGUAGCCACCAAUAUUGCUGAAGCUUCUUUAACCAUUGAUGGCAUAUAUUAUGUCAUCGACCCUGGCUUCGCCAAAAUCAAUGUUUAUAAUUCAAAACAAGGGCUUGAUUCAUUGGUCAUCACUCCAAUCUCACAAGCAUCGGCAAAACAAAGAGCAGGGCGUGCUGGCCGUACUGGACCAGGCAAAUGUUAUCGUCUAUACACUGAAAGUGCUUACCGCAAUGAAAUGUCACCAACGACGAUUCCAGAAAUUCAAAGGAUCAAUUUGGGUUCUACAGUUCUUAAUAUGAAGGCAAUGGGGAUAAAUGACCUACUAUCGUUUGAUUUUAUGGACCCCCCAGCACCCCAAGCACUUAUCUCUGCUAUGGAACAGCUUUACAGCCUUGGCGCUCUUGAUGAGGAGGGCCUUCUUACCAAACUGGGCAGAAAAAUGGCUGAAUUUCCACUGGAUCCACCACUUUCAAAGAUGCUACUAGCUAGCGUCGACCUUGGAUGCAGUGAUGAGAUACUGACUAUUAUAGCGAUGAUUCAAACGGGGAAUAUUUUCUAUAGGCCUAGAGAAAAACAGGCUCAAGCUGAUCAGAAAAGGGCCAAAUUUUUCCAGCCAGAGGGAGAUCAUCUUACUCUACUUGCUGUAUAUGAGGCUUGGAAAGCAAAGAACUUUUCAGGGCCCUGGUGCUUUGAGAACUUUGUUCAGUCAAGAUCGCUAAGGAGGGCACAAGAUGUCAGAAAGCAGCUUCUAACUAUCAUGGACAGAUAUAAGUUGGAUGUUGUUGCUGCUGGGAAGAACUUCACGAAAAUAAGGAAAGCAAUCACUGCCGGCUUCUUUUUCCAUGCUGCCAGGAAAGAUCCCCAGGAAGGAUACAGAACCUUGGUGGAGAACCAGCCAGUGUACAUUCACCCAAGCAGUGCGCUGUUCCAGCGCCAACCAGAUUGGGUCAUUUACCACGAGCUUGUAAUGACGACCAAGGAGUAUAUGAGGGAGGUGACCGUAGUUGACCCGAAAUGGUUAGUGGAGUUAGCGCCAAGAUUCUACAAGGGCGCAGAUCCAACCAAGAUGAGCAAGAGGAAGCGACAGGAAAGGAUUGAGCCUCUGUACGACAGGUACCACGAGCCCAACUCAUGGCGUCUCAGCAAGCGCCGAGCUUGAUGGUCCAUCAUAAUACCCUACCACAAGUUUUGGCGGAACUGUAAAUACUUGUGCUCUACUCCUAGACACUGUUGCACUAGGUAUUUUUACCUACCGGAGUCUAGUCCUGGAUACCGUUGUAUGGAUAUUUAGUUAUUUACACUUCAGCGCUCGACCAUUACUGGGUGAUUCAGUUUUUCCAGUUUCGGAUAAUUUAGAUCGGAUAAUUUAGAUAA
Molecule: messenger RNA, 4040 nt
Organism: Aegilops tauschii subsp. strangulata
Lineage: Eukaryota; Viridiplantae; Streptophyta; Magnoliopsida; Poales; Poaceae
Product: probable pre-mRNA-splicing factor ATP-dependent RNA helicase DEAH5
Biological process (GO): spliceosomal complex disassembly; mRNA splicing, via spliceosome
Cellular component (GO): catalytic step 2 spliceosome; intracellular anatomical structure
Molecular function (GO): RNA helicase activity; RNA binding; ATP binding
Source: RefSeq, a predicted model, not a curated record